This is a messenger RNA of Ipomoea nil (Japanese morning glory), 1579 nucleotides long. Its product is annotated as UDP-glycosyltransferase 89B2-like. The record is from RefSeq and is a predicted model, not a curated record. Bases 83 to 1408 code for a protein of 441 amino acids. Gene Ontology annotation, molecular function: UDP-glycosyltransferase activity. NCBI's taxonomy places the organism in Eukaryota, Viridiplantae, Streptophyta, Magnoliopsida, Solanales, Convolvulaceae. The transcript is spliced from 4 exons.
UCUCCAUCCUCCCCACCAACCACUGUAACAACACUCUCAUCUCAUCCACGCUCCGCCGUGUCGCCGCCGCACUGCCGCCAAAAUGACAGGCGUCCAUGUCCUAAUCUUCCCCUACCCUGCUCAAGGCCACAUGCUACCGCUCUUAGACUUCGCUCACCAACUUGCCUCCCGUGGCGUCACCAUUACCAUUCUUGUCACCCCAAAAAACCUCCAUCUCUUAAACGCCCUUCUCUCCGUCCACCCUUCCAUCGGAACCCUCGUCUUACCUUUUCCGGCCAACCAACAUCUCCCCGCCGGCGUCGAGAACGUCAAGGACCUGCCGCCCGAUGGUUUCCGCCACAUGAUGCGGAAUCUCGGCGAGCUUAGGGGCCAAAUUGUCCGGUGGUUUCGCAGCCACCCUUCGCCGCCGACGGCCAUAGUUUCCGACUUGUUCCUCGGCUUCACCAACGACGUCGCGGCCGAGGUCGGCGUCCGCCGCUACGUUUUCUCUUCCUCCGGCGCCUUCGCCCUCUCUGUUAUUUAUAGUCUCUGGCGCGAAGUGCCCAAGAGAAAGAAUCCUAACGACGACGGAGAGGUUAUCCGGUUCCCGAAUAUUCCCAGCUGCCCGGAAUUUCCCUGGUGGCAGAUAUCUCCGGUGUACCGGAGCUACGCCGACGGGGACCAAAAUGAUGAAUUCUUCAGAGAGUGUUUCCUGGCGAACAUACUGAGUUAUGGACUCGUGUGCAACUCAUUCACUGAGUUGGAACGUGUUUAUUUUAAGCAUUUAAUGGAGUAUUUGGGCCAUGAUAGGAUUUGGGCCGUAGGCCCAUUACUGCCCUUAGAAAAAGGGCAAGCAGAGAGAGGUGGGCUUAGUUCAAUCUCAACCAUUGAUAUAAUAUCUUGGCUUGAUUCUUGCCAAGAUAACUCUGUUGUGUAUGUUUGCUUUGGUAGUCAAUCAAUUCUAACCAAUCAGCAGAUGGAAGCAAUAGCAUUGGGGUUGGAGAAAAGUGGGGUCAGGUUUAUAUGGUCAACGAGGGGUCCGACAAAGGGACACGUGGAAGAAGGAUACAACUCGGUACCUUCUGGUUUUGAAGAUCGUGUGGAAGGGACGGGAAUAGUGAUCAAGGGAUGGGCACCACAAGUUUUGAUACUCCAGCACCGAGCCGUUGGUGCAUUCUUAAGUCAUUGCGGUUGGAAUUCGACCUUAGAAGCGUUAGUAGCUGGAGUUCCGUUGUUAACUUGGCCAAUGGGAGCCGAUCAAUACACUAACGCAAUUCUCAUAGCAGAUGAACAUAGAAUUGGAACUAGAGCGAGUGAGGGUGACGAAACGGUUCCUAACUCGGACAAGUUGGCUCAAAUACUAAUUGAUUCUCUGGGUCAAGAAGGAAAAGGAGUUGAACAAAGGGAGCGUGCAUUGCACUUACGCUGAGCAGCAAUGGGUAGUGUCAACAAGGGUGGAGAUUCAUUCAACAAUUUGGAGGACUUUGUGAUGCACUUGUUUGAAGAGGCUUCAAAAAAUGUAAAUACCAUGCCCAAUAGGCAAUAAUAUAAUGUAUAAGUUCGAAUUUGAAAAAGUUAAUAAAAAAAUGUUUUAAAAUUU